UUUAUUCUAAUAACGAAACGUCCAACCCGGAAAAAAGACAAUUCUUCUCUAAGCCGAUCACUCAAACAAACGGACAGAGAGCUGCACGCCGGCUGUGUGACUGUACGCGGUGUCUAAAAGUUAGUAAAACUUUGUCUAACAUGCCCGUUGUUCACCGGACUCGGGUCUCUCCUCUGUGCUUCGGAGCCGUGCGGGGCGCUGGCUGUGGCGCACACUGACUCCACACUGGCAGCAGCAUGCCGUACGUGGACCGGCUGAACCGUGUGUGUGGCUUCCUGGACGUCGAGGAGAAGGAGAACAGCUGCCGCUUCCAGAGGCGAUACUUCAUCCUCGACACCCAGGAAAAUGCUCUGCUGUGGUAUAUGGACAACCCUCAGAACCUGCCCAGUGGAGCUAGCUCUGUUGGCAGCCUGAGACUAACCUACAUCUCGAAGGUGAGCGAAGCUACAGUGAAGCAAAAGCCAAAGACAGAGUUCUGCUUUGUUAUCAAUGCAGUUUCUCGAAGGUACUUCCUACAAGCCAACGAUGUAACCGACAUGAGGGACUGGGUGGCGGCUCUCAAUAAAGCCAGCAAGAUCACUGUUCCCAGAUCUGGCCCCGCCCCCCUGAGGUCCGAUGUGACCGCAGUCAUCAGUGACGCUCAGGGAGUGAAGAGACAACACGCCUACAAGACUGAGAUCAUCGGGGGCGUGGUGGUGCACACCCCCAUCCAGAAUGAGUGCGAGGAGGCAGAAGGGAGAGAGAGGAAAGGCAACAGGCCAGGCAUGCUGAGGUGCGGUUACUGUGUCAAACAGGGAAAUGUGAGGAAGAGCUGGAAGAGGAGGUUUUUCACCCUGGAUGACAAUGCAGUUAGUUACUACAAGUCUGAGAUGGAUAAGGAGCCUCUACGGGCCGUUCCACUGAGGGACAUUCAGAAGGUCCAUGAAUGUCUCGUGAAGUCAGGGGAUCUGCUGCUGAGAGACAACCUGUUUGAAAUCAUCACCAGCUCCAGGACCUUUUACAUUCAGACGGACUCUCCAGAGGAGAUGCAUGGCUGGAUCAGGGACAUUGAGAUGAAGAUCCAGGACUUCAGGGGCCCCCCCAAGGGCUUAUCAUUUAUGCGUGCGUCCUCUCUCUAUCGUAAUCCCAAUGCCUCCUCAGCGUCUCGGGGUCAGCAAGGGCACGACCUCCGACCGGCCCUGAUGAAGUCCUGCUCCGUGGCCCCCGGCUGGCAGCCCUGGACCCCCGUCCCGUCCUGCGAGCCCUCCAUCCUGGACGCAGAGGAGGACGACAGUGCUUUCAGCUCUGUCCCCACCUUGCCUUCUCUCUCCUCCUCCUCCACUUCCUCCUCCACAUCCUCCUCCUCCAACUCCCUCUCCGCCCCUAACCCUUGCCCCACUGCUCCUCCAGCAGCUUCCAGCGGACUGGGCAUGCUCAAAGCGUCCGGAGACGUGGCCAGCGGGCGUCGGAGGCACCGCUCGCAGCCGCAGCCUCGCACCGGCUUCCCCUUCAGCCUGGACGACGACGGCAUCCGCACAACAGACGUCUGAGUUCACUCUGCUCAGACUCCUGUGUUGGUACCUGCUUUAAACUGAAUGUGACUGGUAAUAAUAGUAUUCCUUGCUAAUGAAGUGACACUGUGAGCAUCUGACUUGGCGCCAUGACGUGAGAUCAAGGCUGGUCUUGUGGCUGUUUUGCAGACGAAGGAUGCGCACAGCUGGAAGAAAACCGAGAGGCGCAGUGUGUGUUGCUCACAGGACUGUGAAGAAGUACAAUGGAGUGAUCAGCUUCCUCUGAAAACUUGAAUAAUCUUGUUGUUAAUUGUUCUAGCAGACUACGAAUUAUCAAAUGAUGGCACUUCCUGUCAAUCUGUUGCACUCGCCUCCACUCGGAGAUUUAACUGUCAGCAAUAAUGUGUUUUCACCCCUGUUAGAAGUAUUUACCAAGAAUAGUGUUUAAAGGCAUUUAGACUCACUAGUAUCCAUUCCUUUUAUAUUCAAGCUUUUUUUCAUAAAACACAUAGUUUGGGUCUUUUUAUAGUUUUUGUUUUCGCCCAGCAGUGUUAGUUUGCCUCUUUCUUCCUGAGUCACACAUUAUGUGACAUCAAUUUACCUUCGUUAAUAAUUAACUAGCAUUUGUUUACUUACAUCUUAUCAGGUGCCUGGGGGGAAAGAAGUGUGGGUCUCAUUAAAAAAAGGUACAAGCUAACUGAGCAGCAGCUUUUAUUUGUUCGCACUAUAUUUUAAACAUUAGCUUUUAAUAUUUGGCUAACUGUGACUCCUUAGCUUUUAACAGAGAACCUACCGUAAUAAUAUAGCAGUGUUUUAGAUGGUACUACCAACGUUAGAGUACAGCUGAUCAGCCGGUUGACAGCUUUGUAAAUGUGAUUUUUGUUAUUCCAGCAUUAUGUGGAAUAAUAUGCCACUACUUCUGGUAAUUGAAUUGUAAUUGCGCACUUUGCUUUUCUCUCUUUACUUAUUCUUUUGUGCUUUUACAGCAGAUAUUACAGCUUCCUCUGAGAAGAUGGCUCGGAGACUUAGUUUUGUUACAGCAGUAGACUAACCCUAACAGAUUCACCUCAAGACGUCAUUGAUGUGGUACCGUGGUCACGCCUUUUCCGUUUGCUAAGAUGUGUGCACUCGUCUGACUGUAAUGUUACGUUUCUUUCUUGUACAUUAAAUAAUGAUUUGUA
This is a messenger RNA of Notothenia coriiceps (black rockcod), 2671 nucleotides long. RefSeq names its product pleckstrin homology domain containing A2 (gene plekha2). The record is from RefSeq and is a predicted model, not a curated record. Lineage: Eukaryota; Metazoa; Chordata; Actinopteri; Perciformes; Nototheniidae. The transcript has 12 exons. Bases 237 to 1529 code for a protein of 430 amino acids.